CCCCCACCGCCUACCCCUUGUUCCCCAAGCCCGGCUGACGCCUCCUCCCGUCGCCCCCUUCCUCCGCACGAAACACCGGCGCCGCACUCAUCGGCGACGAAGAAGACAUCGCCCCGGCUUGAUCCGAUGGCCAACAGCAACCUCCCGCGACGAAUCAUCAAGGAGACGCAGAGGCUCCUCAGCGAGCCAGCGCCGGGGAUCAGCGCUUCGCCCUCGGAGGAGAACAUGCGCUACUUCAACGUCAUGAUCCUUGGGCCGGCGCAGUCGCCCUAUGAAGGUGGAGUUUUUAAGCUGGAACUCUUUUUACCUGAGGAAUAUCCGAUGGCUGCCCCGAAGGUUAGGUUUCUAACCAAAAUAUACCAUCCCAACAUUGACAAGCUUGGUAGGAUAUGCCUUGACAUUCUGAAGGACAAAUGGAGUCCGGCUCUUCAGAUUCGAACAGUUCUCUUGAGUAUCCAGGCACUCCUAAGUGCACCAAACCCAGAUGACCCUCUCUCUGAUAACAUUGCUAAGCACUGGAAAUCCAACGAGGCAGAAGCUGUUGAAACAGCGAAGGAGUGGACUCGUCUGUACGCCAGCGGUGCAUGAAGACCCAAUGUUGGCGCUGAUGUAAUAAUCAAUCAUACUCUAGUCGGUAGUCGAGUGCCAUUUGCCUGAUAAGAAGAAACUGGAGAUAUCUGCAGUGGAAGGAAGUAUCUAAAUGACUACUGCUCGUCGCUCUAUCUGGUUGUACAACGUGUUGGUUCCCUUUACCCUGGGGUGCCUUUGACUGAUCAAUAUUUGUGGUAGAACCUUUCCGUGCCGCUCCAAGUAUAUCGGUUACUCUAUGUAGGAGAACUUAACAAGUGUCCGCAUUAUUGUAGUUGAAGUUAAAGAUGGCUUGUUUUGCUGCGAA
Molecule: messenger RNA, 895 nt
Organism: Lolium rigidum
Lineage: Eukaryota; Viridiplantae; Streptophyta; Magnoliopsida; Poales; Poaceae
Product: ubiquitin-conjugating enzyme E2 36
Exons: 8
Coding region: 127-588 (153 amino acids)
Biological process (GO): protein K63-linked ubiquitination; DNA damage tolerance
Cellular component (GO): nucleus
Molecular function (GO): ubiquitin conjugating enzyme activity
Source: RefSeq, a predicted model, not a curated record